Molecule: messenger RNA, 1365 nt
Organism: Phytophthora infestans T30-4
Lineage: Eukaryota; Oomycota; Peronosporomycetes; Peronosporales; Peronosporaceae
Product: Intraflagellar Transport Protein 57
Exons: 2
Coding region: 51-1337 (428 amino acids)
Biological process (GO): non-motile cilium assembly; intraciliary transport
Cellular component (GO): Golgi apparatus; cilium; centrosome
Source: RefSeq, a predicted model, not a curated record
CAGACCGAUCUUGAAGCGUCGCCGAUACGUGAAGGGUCUUUGAUCCAGCAAUGGCUGAUGAAGGAGGCGACGCGCCGGCAGAGCAAGUGCCUCGCGAUGAUGUGAGCGUGACGCUCAUGGGCAACGUGCUGGAGAAGCUGCGUGUACUGCAAUAUGACCGAGAGUUCGGCAAGAAAAAAAGCUUCGUGCCCUUCAAUGAGACGCAAUUCGCCAUCAUGAACGCCGGCACCAAUGCCAGCGCGCAAUUCAAGAGCUUUUUGGACCUCGUGACUUUCUUGCUUAAGAGCUGUGGCCAGGACUUUGUCGUGGACAAGUACGACGACCCCAACACGAGCGUCAACAAACUCAUCCUGACGCUAAAGACUUUGGGCUUCCCGCUCGACUUCCCCGCUUCCAAGCUCAAGCUCGGCUACGGUGAGGCUGUCUGUGCAGCGCUGGACUUCAUCUGUGAUCAGGCCCUCACUGCUCGGCGCUUCGACUGGCCGCGGCCACAGUAUCCGAAGGAGGACUUCGCUGACGAGGCUGAAGUGGAUGAGGAGGCUGAGGUGGACACCACCAACGACGACGACGGCAACGCACAGCCUGGACCGGAAGAAGAGGCCGAGGAGCUCUACAGCGAUCUUAUACGCAGUGACAAAACAGCUGAAGAUCAACACGACCUGGAUCAGAGCUUCCAGCAAAUGAUCAUGAGCGAAGUGAAUCCACUGCUCUGGAAGACGGAGCUGGAGCGUGUUGGGCCGAGACUGAAGGUGAAAGGCGGUGCUGCUGCUGCAGGUGCUGCAGGUAAAGAAUGGCACGGGCACAUUGAGCGAUCGAGAGAUCACGAGAAGAUCAUGAACGAGCUGUUACCGCGUGCGAAUGGCCAGCUGCGCUUGCUUGGUACUCAACUCGCGGAAGCCACAGGGCGGAUGGGUGCGAAAGAAAAGAUGUUCAAUAACCAGUACGAACAUCUAAGACAAGAGUAUGCAGCGCUCAAGGAGAAACUGCAAGCAGCGACGGAAGUUGGCAAGGAAGGAGCCGAUCGCGUGAACGCCAUGACGACUGAGUACGCCGAGACGACGGAACAGUUGAAAGAAACCAAGGGCGUCAUGGACGAGCGCGGCGCCAAGAUGACGGACACGUCACCACUUGUGCACAUAAAGAGCGCGCUAAAGACGCUCGCUACUGAGAUCAAGAACUUUGAGUUGCGCAUUGGUGUCGUCAGCCAUACGCUGUUGCAGGCAAAGUGCCGCCAGGCCAGUGCCGCAAGUGUGCGACGACGUGGAGGCGAAGCGGCUGCAGACGGACAGAGCUACCAGGAUCCCGAGUACGACCCGAGCGACGAGGAUUCAAACUAACCGCCAUGAAUGCAUUCAUUUAAUUCCC